CCGAAUAUAGCUGGGGCUCGGGGGAGGAGGAGGAGGAGCAAAAAGCAUCCGUAGGUCAAAUCAGGGCUGUUCAUUGGGUCGGUCUUCGGGAGCAUAAAGCCGUGCAUCUUCUUCUUCCAUCGAGAGGAUUUUUUGGGAAGGCUGGAGGAGAGGGCGAACGGCCGGAGAGGGAGAGAUCUCUGAGGAAUUUUGGCGCGUUUCCUCGAAGGAGGAGAUCGUGCUAGUUGUUUUGGGGAAUUUGCAGAUCCCUGGAAAUUCCUUUAAGUCUUGUUCUGUUCUGAUUUUUUUUUUUCUUGGGUUGGAUUGAAUUCAUAGCCUUCUUCGGUUUCUUUAUCCUUUUUUUCUGCCUGGAUUUUAGAUUCGACUGUGAAUAUCCCGAGAUCGAACGCCUCGUUCGGUUGAUUUUCUUUGCCUUGUGGAGUAUGAGUUUGGGGCGUGGAGGUAGUUGGGGCGUGAUCUUGGGGGGGAAGAGGAAGGGAUUUUCUUGAAUGGAGGAGGGAGCGUCUCGCUCAGCGAUACAAGGGGAUUGCCGGGAUCUCAUGAAUUGCGGCAGGGUCGCCGGUUUCUAUUGCUGGGGUUGGGAAUUCCUUACGGCUCUUCUCCUCUUUAGUUGUUCCUUCUCCAACUAGAAUAAGACUCUCUCUCUCUCUCUCUCUCUCUCUCUCUCUCUCUCUCUCUCGAUCUUCCUUUUUUCGCUUUUUUUGUCAUUUGGUGGUUGAGCGGAGGAGCGAAAGGAAUGGCUCCUUCCUGUAAGCAGACGGCGAGGGAGUGCGGUGGUGGGGAGGCGCAGAGGUCGGCGCCCGCGCCCUUCUUGACGAAGACGUACCAGUUGGUCGAAGACCCGGAGACGGACGACGUCAUCUCUUGGGGGGAAAGCGGUGCCACCUUCGUGGUGUGGAAGCCCGCGGAGUUUGCCAGGGACCUACUUCCCAACUACUUCAAGCACAAUAAUUUCUCUAGCUUUGUUCGGCAGCUUAACACUUACGGCUUCCGGAAGAUUGUUCCUGAUAGGUGGGAAUUCACCAACGACAAUUUCCGACGAGGAGAGAAAGCUCUCCUGGCGGAAAUCCACCGGAGGAAGGCGCCCUCCGUUCAGAGCCCCGCAGCUGUUUGCGGGACACUCACCCAGCCAUCGUCCUCGCCAACAAAUUCCGGCGAGGACCAUACUUCCUCGUCCACGUCCUCUUCUGAUCCCUCUCGUAGGCAGCAGCAAUUAUCCGGCGAGGCGUCCCGAUUCUCCAACCUCUCGGAUGAGAACGUGAAGCUGAAGAAGGAGAAUCAGUUGCUCAGCUCAGAGCUCGCGCAGACUAGGAAGCAAUGCGAGGAGCUCCUCAAUGUCCUCUCGGGCUACAUCAACGUCUCGCCGGAGCACAUCAACAAGAUAAUGCAGGGGGAGGGCAUCAGCAAGGUUCAGCCUCUCGCCAGUGAAACAAGCCCAAAAAGGAUGGAAGAAAAGAAGGAAGAAGAAGAAGGGGAGAGUGUGAAGCUUUUCGGUGUCGAGGUGAAGGUGGCCGGAGAAGGGAAAAAAAGGUUCCGGGUGGAUGAUGUCUUGGUUCACAAGAGCCAGCCGUUCAAGGAGAUGAAAAUGGAUCUCCAACCCCCAUGGAUGAAGAUAUCCUCCCCGAGAGGUAGCAAAGUUUGCAACUAAAACAGAGAGAAUAAAGGAAACCGAAAAACGAAAGAAACAGAGAUAUUAGAGGUUAAAAACAAAAUGGAGUUUCAUGUAGCAGAACAAAUGAACGCCUUCUGCUUUUCUCAAUCCUCCGAAAAGAAGAAAGAAACAUGAAAGGAUGGCCUUGGAACGCAAGUUGGUUCUGUGGCCCCUGGAUGAAAAGUGUCCGUGUUUGUAUUCGAAGAUGUUAUGUUCAUAAGAUAUCUAAGAUCCCAUUUGUAAAUUUAACUCUGCUUCAAGGUACUUUGAGCUCUCCCUUUA
Molecule: messenger RNA, 1933 nt
Organism: Nymphaea colorata (pocket water lily)
Lineage: Eukaryota; Viridiplantae; Streptophyta; Magnoliopsida; Nymphaeales; Nymphaeaceae
Product: heat shock factor protein HSF24
Exons: 2
Coding region: 737-1648 (303 amino acids)
Biological process (GO): regulation of transcription by RNA polymerase II
Cellular component (GO): nucleus
Molecular function (GO): RNA polymerase II cis-regulatory region sequence-specific DNA binding; DNA-binding transcription factor activity
Source: RefSeq, a predicted model, not a curated record